Molecule: messenger RNA, 1339 nt
Organism: Oryza brachyantha (malo sina)
Lineage: Eukaryota; Viridiplantae; Streptophyta; Magnoliopsida; Poales; Poaceae
Product: heavy metal-associated isoprenylated plant protein 3-like
Exons: 5
Coding region: 1-948 (315 amino acids)
Molecular function (GO): metal ion binding
Source: RefSeq, a predicted model, not a curated record
AUGGCGAAGCAGCAGAAGCCUGCGUCGGAUGCCGCGGCGGCGGAGGAGCGCCAAGAGGAGGAGGAGGAGCACAACGACGCCGCAUCGCCCGACGCGCAGCCGCUAGCCAAGGCGGCGGCGGAGGGCAAGGACAACGCUGCGAAGAAGGCGGACGCCCCCAAGGAGAAGGACAAGGACAAGGAGAAGAAGGCGGUGCUCCCCGCGGCGACGGCGGUGCUCAAGGUGGACAUGCACUGCGACGGCUGCGCCAAGCGAAUCCGCGCCUCCGUCCGCCAUUACCCAGGUGUGGAGGGCGUGGCGAUGGACGAGGACAAGGGCACCAUGACGGUGGUCGGCCGCUUCGACGCCAAGAAGCUGCGGGAUCGCGUCGCCGGCAAGACCAAGAAGAAGGUCGACCUCCUCCCCGCCAACAACAACAACAAGAACACCAAGAGCAACAACGACGGCGACGUCAAGCCGAUCAAGCAGGAGGAGGAACAAGACGACGACAAGGGCGGCCAUGGUGGAGGAGGGAAGGCGAAGCAGGGCGCCAAGGACAGCAAGAAGCCCCUCAUGCCGGUGGUUGGGACGGUGGUGCUCAAGAUCGGCGCCGUCGGCCUCCACUGCGACGGCUGCAUGGACCGCAUCCGCAGCAAGCUCUUCCACAUCGACGGGGUGGAGCAGGUGGCGAUGGAGAUGGCCAAGAACCAGGUGACGGUGACCGGGACCAUGGACGUGAAGGCCCUGCCGGAGAGCCUCCGCCGGAAGCUGCGGCGGCCGGUGGACGUGGUGCAGCCGCCCAGCAGCAACAGCAAGCAGCAGAAGCAGGACGGCGGCAAGGACGCGGCAGCGAAGGCGCUGGCGGCGGAGAAGGAGGCCUGGAAGGCGGCGUUCUACGACCAGCAGGCGUUAAUGGCCACCGAGUUCAUGCUCAGCGACGAGAACCCCAACGCCUGCACCAUCACCUGAUCCAUCCAUCCAUCUGACAAACGUGCAAGAAAUCGCCAAUCCCGGUCUGCUGGUGUGCGUUUGUGUUUUGGUGCCCGUCAAAUUAACAUCAUCUUGACAUUGGAAAGACUAUCUAGAUACUGAAAGAUAGCUAGGGAUCGAACUGAAAGAGAGACUGAAUGAUAGAUAUAGAUAUAAGAGAGACUGAACUGAAAGAGAGAGUAGUAGUAGGAGGGAGGAGGCAUUGUUAGACAGGAAGAGAUUCAGACAGGAUUACAUUAGCAUGCUGAUGGUAAUUUACUAGCACUAGCACCGGUGUUCUUCUCCUGCUGCUACCACGUUAUUAUUACUGAGCACUUACUUGUUACCAAUGAUUAACACUGCAGAGACGACACUAGUUCUAUUUAUAUUA